Messenger RNA from Alternaria arborescens, 1374 nucleotides. RefSeq lists its product as hypothetical. Lineage: Eukaryota; Fungi; Ascomycota; Dothideomycetes; Pleosporales; Pleosporaceae. The record is from RefSeq and is a predicted model, not a curated record. Gene Ontology annotation, molecular function: protein binding. The transcript is spliced from 6 exons. The coding region runs from base 1 to 1374 and encodes 457 amino acids.
AUGCCGUCGGCUGAGUGUGCCAGCGCGCGCUUGCUGGACCUGGAGGAGCUGGAGUCUGAUCCAGCACCACUUUUCGUCAUUAGAGCGGGAGAAAUAACUCUGGGGUUCGAGUUUCUCUUCUGCAACGAAGCUUUCCGAAAACUCCAUCUCCGCAAUUCCAUAUCAGCCCAGGACAGAGCAGCGCUCCUCUUCCGCUCAUGGGCGCAGGCUUUGAGUGAAUACAAGCCGCGAUAUGACUUUGGCGGUUUAGUCUGGACUGCCGAAAUAUCGGGGCGGAAUGGCAGUUGGAAAGUGGUAAAGGCGAGAGAGUUGGAUACAAAUCAGCAGGAUUCAGCCUCGUUAGGGAAAGAAGCGAACGACAACGAUGACCUCAGUAUGGGUCGGAUACCAGUUUUCACAAGAUCAAAAGCGCAGUUGAUGAGUGAACUCAAGCGCGAAAGAGCAGUGUCACUCAGGAACAUUCCAUACACAAGCCUUCAUGCCAGAUGGGAAAGUAUUCAGACCAUGAUGGAGAUGAGCGAUGUUGGCGUUUUUGAGUAUAACGCAGAGGGAAAGCUAUUACAUGCAAAUGAGGCAUGGUAUAGACUCAGUUCCCAACCCAGAGACGCCAAACCCGACGAGUACUCAUUCAUGGAUCUUGUCUAUCCAGAUGACCAAGCACUAGUAAUGUCCAUGUGGAACACGCUUACCCAAGGGAAAUCCGUUACUUUUGAGAUGCGUUGGAAGGCACGUUCAGGGUCAAAAGACGCUGCGCAAUGGGUACUCUCAGCUUGUGUCCCUGUAUUCGAUGACGAUAAGCAAUUGAUCGGUAUUGCCGGCAAUACAAUAGACAUCAACGCGCAGAAGAAGUCACAAGAAGCUGCACAAGCGCAGGUGGAAGCACUAGAACAAGCGCGGCUUGCAGAAAGGAAGUUUGCACGAUUCGCUCAGACCUCGCCUACAGCUAUAUACAUAUACGUCCCUGAGAGUGGCAUGAAUUUUGUCAACGACCAGUUCUUCGAACUUACAGGCCACGCACAUGCACCUGUCAACCAGUACGAGUGGUUCGAUCUAAUCUCCAACGAGGAUGUGGAGAGAGUAAAGCAGGAUUGGGACGGCAUGCUCAAAUGCGGUAAAUCGAGUGGGGUGCAAUUCCGUUUAAAGAAAACAUGGAUUAACCAAGACGGCAUACGGUCAAAUAUAUGGGUACAAAGUUCGAGUUACCCAGAGCUGGACGAAAAUGGAAAAGUCAUAAGCAUAAUGGGGACUUUGUUCGACAUAUCACAUUUCAAGUGGGCGGAGAGCGUACAGCGGCGUCGCAUAGAUGAGGCGCUGGAAGCUAAACGACAGCAAGAAAACUUCAUUGAUAUGACGUCGCACGAACUCAGGAGUUAG